This is a messenger RNA of Scaptodrosophila lebanonensis, 1930 nucleotides long. RefSeq names its product alkaline phosphatase, tissue-nonspecific isozyme (gene Alp11). The transcript has 3 exons. Gene Ontology annotation, molecular function: alkaline phosphatase activity. Gene Ontology annotation, biological process: dephosphorylation. The record is from RefSeq and is a predicted model, not a curated record. NCBI's taxonomy places the organism in Eukaryota, Metazoa, Arthropoda, Insecta, Diptera, Drosophilidae. Bases 362 to 1837 code for a protein of 491 amino acids.
UUGGCACCCUCCACUGAGUAUAUACUGCGCGCAAUAAAGGCCCAAUCCAGCAAAUCGGAAGUGCUUUGGGGCACAAAUUUAUUCAGCUCGGGGCUUAUGCCUGAUUGGAGAAUGUUCAAAAGAUUGCCAUGUUAAUGAAUGAGUAUGUAAAUUGUCUUACUUAUGUAUCUAGACCGACUUCGAAAAGAAUUAGACCCUACGGGAGGUCGGACUGGACAGAUAGAUACUCCGUAUCCAGCUGUUUUCGCCCAUAACUGAAGCAGUAGUCACGACUUUAACUUCAUUUUGAUUUUAGCUUUGGCACAUUUUUUGCCUUUUCAAAUCCGGAAUCCUCAGGAAAGUAUUUGCCGGUCCCCCAGAAAUGCGCAACUACAUAUUACUGGGACUAAUCAUCCACCUCUGGCUUCUGCGGCUCUUGUGUAGCGCAGCAGAGUUCGACACUCCGGACGAGCGCACUGCCAGCUAUUGGAUGAAGCAGGCACAGCAACAACUGGCGGAGCGUCUGGCACGUACGCGUCAUCUGACUGACAACCGUGUGGCCAAAAACAUAGUCUUCCUGCUCGGCGAUGGACUCUCCAUAACCACAGUGACGGCAGCACGCAUUCUCAAGGGCCAGCGGAUGGGACACAGCGGUGAAGAAAGUCGUUUAGCCGUCGAGAAUUUUACCUACGCCGGAUUGAGUAAAACCUAUUGCACGGACAGCCAGACCGCGGACUCUGCCUGCACGGCGACAGCUUAUAUGUCUGGCGUGAAGACCAAUAUGGGGGCCAUCGGACAGAGUGCCUCGGGUGAGCAUGUGGAGCCCAUAACAUUGUGGGCCCAGCGAGCGGGCAAGGCUACAGGUAUUGUGACCACGACAAGACUGACGCAUGCCAGUCCCGCUGGCGCCUAUGCGCAUGUGCCUCGACGCUCCCAGGAGUUGGAUAUAGCACGGCAAUUGCUAGAGCAGGAGCCGGGACGUCAAUUUCACGUCAUACUUGGCGGCGGACUGGGAAAGUUUGCCAGUGAGCGCAGCGAUGGACGCAAUCUUAUCCAGCAAUGGCACGACGCUCAUCCGGGUGGCUGCUUUGUGCGGUCGCUCAGCGAGCUGCAGGCGUGCCGUGUCGGAAAUGGAAGCGUGCUGGGUGUAUUUAACGAUAAUCACAUGGCCUACCAUCUGGCAGCUCCUAAGGAUCAGCCAAGACUAUGCGAUAUGACGAAGGCAGCUAUUGAGCAUCUGUCGGCGGCCAGCCCGAACGGUUAUUAUGUGUUCAUCGAGGGCGGUCGCAUCGAUCAUGGCCAUCAUGAGACGCGCGCCGGCUAUGCCCUGGAUGAGACGCUGGAGUUCGAUGCAGCCGUCGAGACAGCUGCGCGUUUGACGGACGAGCAGGACACGCUUAUUGUGGCCACCUCCGACCACUCGCACACUUUGAGCUUGGCCGGCUACGCUAAGCGUGGAACAUCGAUUUUGGGUCAGGAUGACAGCAAUCGCGAUACGAAUGGAGUGCCAUAUAGUAUCUUGAACUAUGCCGUUGGCAAGUGGCAGAGUCUGAACAAGGCUGGCAAGCGCGAGAAUCCAGGACCACAUCUUCGAGAGACCUCAUUUACGCCGAGCUACAUUCGCGGAAAGACUGGCGUACAUGCUGGCGAGGAUGUUGCGGUAUUUGCUCAGGGUCCGCAAGCCCAUCUCUUCAGCGGCAUUAUGGAACAGAAUUUGCUGCCCCAUUUGAUGAGCUAUGCGGCAUGUCUGGGCGAUGGAACUACUGUGUGCCAGAAGCAACGAAGAGAACAGCUUUCAUUGAAUGCGACGGCAGAGAAUCCGAACAAAACCUCAAAACUAGUGCCCGCAGGUGCCUAGUCUUUAAAUCGGCUUUAUUUCUUUUUAUAACUUUUGAAUUUUGCGGCACAUGCGCCAAAUAAAUUGAUGUUAAUGUUUAUGAGCAAUCUAAAA